Messenger RNA from Drosophila grimshawi, 791 nucleotides. Its product is annotated as protein-lysine N-methyltransferase CG9154. Gene Ontology annotation, molecular function: protein-lysine N-methyltransferase activity; nucleic acid binding. Gene Ontology annotation, biological process: methylation. The record is from RefSeq and is a predicted model, not a curated record. NCBI's taxonomy places the organism in Eukaryota, Metazoa, Arthropoda, Insecta, Diptera, Drosophilidae. The transcript has 3 exons. Bases 90 to 755 code for a protein of 221 amino acids.
CCAAUUAAAAGUGGGGGAGUGCAGCAACAGGCCAACCAACCGCAUUUAACAAAUAAAUUAAUGGCACAAAGUUUUGGUAAAUUAUAGCCAUGGACAACAACGAUGAGACAACAUUACCUGCCGACACAUUAGCCAUACUUAAUGAAUUCUUAGCUGAACGCUCACAGCGUGAGCAUGCCGAGGAGCAGCGCCAAAUUAAUAAAACCGGGAAGGAUGCACAUUUCGAGGAGGAUUGGCAACUCAGCCAAUUUUGGUACAGUGAGCAGACGAAACGUACAAUUGGCAAUGCAGUGGAAAAAAUUCUGGCUGAACAAAGCAACGACGACUUUCGCAUAGCUUUGUUAUCCUGUCCUUCGCUGUACGCAACAAUUAAGAAUUUACACGACAAAGUCAACAUAUUUGAGUACGACCAACGGUUUGCUGCCUACGGCAAUGAUUUUGUGCAUUAUGAUUUUAAUGCCAUCGACAGCAGUUCGGAAUAUCUCAAAGACCAUCACAAAUGCUUUGAUUUAAUAAUUGCGGAUCCACCCUUUCUCUCCGAGGAGUGCAUGUCCAAGAUGUCAAGGAUAGUAAUCAGUCUACAGCGCAGCAGCAAGUCCAAGCUUGUAUUUUGUUCCGGCGAAGUCGUCGAGCCUUGGCUGGUCGCCAGUUUGCCCGUGCAUAGGUGCAGAUUUCGACCAGAGCAUGAGCGGAAUUUGGGCAACGAGUUCGUUAGUUAUGCAAACUUUAAUUUUGACCAUUAUAUUGACAAAUAAAUAGCUCGAGUUUGAUUGUGUUAUGUUAUGACUGAA